Molecule: messenger RNA, 575 nt
Organism: Mytilus trossulus (common blue mussel)
Lineage: Eukaryota; Metazoa; Mollusca; Bivalvia; Mytilida; Mytilidae
Exons: 6
Coding region: 33-575 (180 amino acids)
Source: RefSeq, a predicted model, not a curated record
CUAAAAUCAAUGGUGAUAUAAAUGACUGCAGGAUGCAAUGUACCAACGCCAGCUACACUCCUUGUAGCUCCGGUCGGUCAGCCCUGGUGUUUACAUUUGUUGAAGAUUUAAGCACGAACCCAACAAAAAAGUACAUAGAAAACGAGUGUCUUACAACAACCAAAGACAAAAGCAAGUUUGUUGUCAGUGACUGCAAUGAAGACAAUUUAUAUGGAUGUAACAAUAAUUCAUUUGUUACAAUAAAACUAUCUUGGUAUGCAUAUCAAGAAAAAUGCUUGGAAGACAAAAGUUUCAUACUGUACCAAAAAGAUACAAUACCAAAAAAGGCUGCUGCAGAAAAAUAUUAUUGGACUCCGAUUUUUAGAACACAUACAGUUGUUACUGGUAAACUUACCAAAGAAGAUGGAGAAUCGUGUCUUGCAGUGUCGACAGUGGAAACGAACAAUUAUUUAACUGUGGAAAAUUGUACUACUAGGUUGCCAUUCUUAUGUUCAGAAAAAGUUAAAAGAAACGCAUUCGAUAACAGUACACCCAAUAAAAGUCCACGCUUCGUAACUCUUCCUUUAGCUGAUUGA